Rhizoctonia solani is the source of this 984-nucleotide messenger RNA. Its product is annotated as superoxide dismutase, Fe-Mn family. The coding region runs from base 1 to 984 and encodes 327 amino acids. The record is from RefSeq and is a predicted model, not a curated record. Gene Ontology annotation, molecular function: superoxide dismutase activity; metal ion binding. The transcript is spliced from 4 exons. Gene Ontology annotation, biological process: superoxide metabolic process. NCBI's taxonomy places the organism in Eukaryota, Fungi, Basidiomycota, Agaricomycetes, Cantharellales, Ceratobasidiaceae.
AUGCUUGGUUCACAUGUUUCCACCUCGGCGGACCAACCUAAUGUUGAGCUGCAUGUGAGGCGAGAGUUGGAGUAUCCUCUCGAGGGUGGUGUAGGAGAAUUUCUUACCCCCGAAGGAUUGAGGACGAUUGCUGUGGAAUGGCAGGAAGGCUUGCUUAAUAGAUUGAACGAGGAGGUCAAAGAUACUGAGCUCGCGGGGCAGAGUGUUAUGCAAACUCUCAUUAACACAUCCACUCAGAAGAGCGCAAGCCUCGCGUUCGUGUAUGCAAGUCAAGCAUUAAACAAUAGUUUCUUUCUCGACAACCUGAGACCUCUUGCUCAAAACGAAACAUCACACGAAGCCAACAUCUCCCCUGCUCUCCUUCAAAGGAUCAAACUCGAUUUUGGCAGUCUAACACAUCUCAAAUCGACCGUGUCUGCCGCCGCGCUGGGAAUGAGUUCCUCCGGUUGGGUAUGGCUCGUUCAGGAUGCUAGUGGUGCGCUUGGAGUCGUACCCACAUUCGGAGCUGGUACCGUCCUCGUACGAAACAGGAAGCAUAGGGCCCCGACAUUUACUGCCAUCGUCGGCGAAUCGUCCGACCCAAGAAAUAUCCCAAGCUCCUCUGCCUCUCCUCAAACCCCAUCUGCGGCAUCCCCCUUGACCGGAAGCACGGUUCCACGAACUUCUCAGAAACUCACCACCGAUAAAUCUCGCACCCCGCCCUCUAGAGAAUACGCAAUUGGAUCAUCCUAUUCCCAAGGACCUUCGUACAACCCAGGCGAUAUUAAUAAUAUCCUUGGUCAGUCACACAUUACCGACUUUACAAAGAUCGGUGAUGUUCUGAGUCCGUUGUUCUGCAUCUCGGUACACGAGCACGCAUGGAUGUCAAGUGGGUAUGGUGUAUGGGGUAAAGAGCCCUACCUGAAGAAAUUCUGGACCGCGCUCGACUGGGAGAAAGUGAGCAGGACAUACGAGUACUGGCUGGGCUCUACUGUUCAACAUUAG